GUAUCUGUAUCUGUAUCGCAUCGCCACUCCAAUCGAAAGUAUCGCGGACGCGCAAACGACCAUGCGAAAAUAUUGCAACCACAAAUCUGGAACUUUUUACACAAACGGUUAAGGAAACUCUACCACACCACACAUCUUUCGGAAUUUAAAUAAACAUCAAAUAAUAAUAUAAUCAGCCAAAAUUUAAAAACAAACAGCCAACGUUGGAAAUCUCAACAUCUUUUAGUCAAAAUUCUAUUCUGGAUCGGAGUCCGCGCAUACGACAACUUCAUCAAAACACUUUGGAUUACACAUCACAUAAAAAUAAAUCUAUUUAUCAACUGCAAUAGAGCCAGCCAUCAGUCAAUAUCGGAAAAUCUAACAAUAGAAUCGAAUUAUAAUCACACAGUAAAACUUGUUAAGUGUUAAAACGUUAAAGCCAAACAUUUGCCAGUUUUUGUUUAAGUUUUUCUUUAUUUGCUACAUUUAAUAACGACGGUAAAUCUUUGAUAAUAUUCUCUACUAUGGUUAAGUGUACAAGCCAAUUACGCUUUUAAUUUUAAUAACUAAUAAUAAUAACAUCGUAACUAUCAAACGGGUGCAGUCAUCAAGCGGCAUAAAACUUGUAAUAAGCACGGGGAGGGAAAGUAUCUAUGGCCACGCGUUGCAAACUUUAAAAGCGUACGCAAAAUGCAGCGACAUGUCUGGAAAUGCAUUAAAAUCAAAUACAAAAUCUAUAAAGUUUUAACAAGUGAAACAAACACAACCUAAAACGAAAUCAAAUCGAAUAAAAAAUACAAAAACAAAUUGUAAAACAACUAAAAGUGCAUACAUACUUUGUGUUUAGUGACAAAUUAUGAUCAUCAAGUGAGGCGAACACUGAAAACAAUUUAAAUUAUAUAAUUAACCAGUUAGAGCAAUCAACAAAUUGUGAUCAGCGACUGCGUUUUGCACACACACACAUUUGCAAUUUACUUUCAAACGGUUUGGAUUGUACCAGAUUGGAUCGCCCAAAUAAGCCACGAAACGCAGUCGGCCGAGACUUUCGAAACCGAAUCUAAACGAAAUUCAUAUAGCUAAAAGGAAAAUUCAAUCAAAAUUAGCCAAGAUACUUACUACUACCUGCCCGAAAUCGAUAGCCUGCGCCAGCUUUACGUAACCCGCAGAGCCAGGGAAAGUGCAUCCGAAGCUUUUGAAACGGCUCGGGAUCCCCCACAUACACACGAUCGCCAAUCGAGGUUUCAAAGCUCUACGCGCGGCGUAUACGCCCCAUCAAAAAUAAAAUAUAAAAAAUAAAAAAAAGGCAAGGAAAAAACAAGAAAAGAAAAAGAGAACUGAGAGUGCAACUGCAUCGGCCGAUCGACGUUGGACGACGAUCGGGAAAGCCGAGCGCUCGUAACUUGUUCUCCGAGGCUUCGUGCACUUCCUGUGCAGCGCUGCUCCGAUCAACGAUCUGCAGCUGAAGCCCCCAGCAACAGGCGAUCAGUUCGCUGGCGAAUGCACCGCUGAUUGCAAUUACUGCAGAGCUGCAUUCCUGGUCACAAAAGCUGAAUAAAAGCUAUUGAGCUAAAUACAAAGAGAGAGAGAGCGGUGGCGGUGAUCUACUGUACUCUCCGACCAGAGCAUCGCAUCUCCAUAUCUCCACACUCUCGAUUCUACACUCGCAACGCAACGUGUCGGAAAAGCGCGAAAGUGGCAAAUAUAUUUUGCAACAAACAUACACACACACAUCAAUUGUAGUCAAUAAGUGCGGUCAAGUGAAUCUAUAUCUAUAUAAUAUCUCCAGUGAAGUUCUUGAAUAGUGCAAAAAAACUCAGAAAAACCAAAAACACAUUCGCAUUAAUUCGCAUAAAUAUAGCUUAGCACAUUUUCGGAUUAAAUAUCUACAGCACCCAUUGGAUACAUCGUCAUCAUCAUUAGCAACCACAGCACCCCACACACUUGGAUACACAGUGCCUGAGAUACUCUUUACUCGGAAGUUGCAGCAACAAUUCGCUCGAAAAUGGCGGAAGGUAAUGGCGAACUGUUAGAUGACAUUAAUCAGAAAGCCGAUGACCGUGGCGAUGGCGAGCGUACAGAGGACUAUCCCAAGCUGCUGGAAUACGGUCUGGACAAGAAAGUCGCUGGCAAGCUGGAUGAAAUCUACAAAACCGGCAAGUUGGCUCACGCCGAGCUGGAUGAGCGCGCCUUGGACGCGCUCAAGGAGUUUCCCGUCGAUGGUGCCUUGAAUGUGUUGGGUCAGUUCCUCGAAUCAAACCUGGAGCACGUGUCAAAUAAGUCCGCCUAUCUGUGCGGUGUGAUGAAGACAUACCGCCAGAAGAGUCGAGCCAGCCAACAAGGAGUGGCCGCGCCCGCAGCUGGCGUCAAAGGUCCCGACGAGGAGAAAAUUAAGAAAAUUCUUGAGCGCACCCGCUACGCAUUAGAUGUGACGACAGGUCAACGUAAAUACGGUGGCCCGCCACCGGAUUGGGAGGGAAAUGUUCCGGGAAACGGUUGCGAGGUUUUCUGCGGAAAGAUACCCAAGGACAUGUACGAGGACGAACUGAUUCCGCUCUUCGAGAACUGCGGCACAAUCUGGGACCUCCGCCUAAUGAUGGACCCGAUGACGGGCACAAAUCGUGGUUAUGCAUUUGUCACAUUCACAAAUCGCGAAGCGGCCGUCAAUGCAGUGCGACAGCUAAAUGAUUAUGAAAUUCGGAAAGGCAAAAAGAUUGGUGUUACGAUAUCAUUUAACAAUCACCGGCUAUUUGUCGGCAAUAUACCUAAGAAUAGAGAUCGCGACGAAUUAAUUGAGGAAUUUUCAAAACAUGCACCUGGCCUUUACGAGGUAAUCAUAUACAGCUCGCCAGAUGAUAAGAAAAAGAAUCGCGGCUUCUGUUUUCUCGAAUACGAGUCACACAAGGCGGCAUCUUUGGCCAAAAGAAGGCUUGGCACAGGACGAAUCAAGGUUUGGGGAUGUGAUAUAAUAGUCGACUGGGCCGAUCCACAGGAGGAGCCGGAUGAACAAACUAUGUCCAAGGUUAAAGUUCUUUAUGUGCGAAAUCUAACCCAGGACGUCUCAGAGGAUAAGCUAAAGGAGCAAUUUGAGCAAUAUGGAAAGGUGGAACGCGUUAAGAAGAUUAAAGACUAUGCCUUUAUACACUUUGAGGAUCGUGAUAGCGCCGUCGAAGCUAUGCGUGGCCUUAAUGGCAAGGAGAUCGGCGCCUCGAAUAUUGAGGUCUCUCUAGCCAAACCCCCCUCGGACAAAAAGAAAAAAGAGGAGAUUCUGCGUGCUCGUGAGCGCCGUAUGAUGCAAAUGAUGCAAGCGCGUCCUGGGAUCGUGGGAUUUGAAACCUUGUCUCCAUACAGAAAUAUGUCGCCGACACAUCCCAGCAUGAUGUCCUUGACGCCCCUGCGCCUCCCAGGGGCGCGCAUGCCUCUGCGUACGCCGAUACCUCGUGAAUACGACUACGAUUACGAUUAUUUCGGUUUCUCGGACUAUCGCCAAGGGAACUUUUCCAAUGAGUCCUUCUACGAGGAGCUUUACCGCUUAUAUGAUUCGGAUUACAACUACUAUGAUUACCUCAAUGGCGGCAACGGCAGUGGAGGCGGAAUUGGUGGCGGCGGUAGCAGCGGGGGCGGUAGUGUUUCCGGCGGUACGGUUGUUCCGAACUCGGCUGGUGCCUCACAGAAUUCAGGGCUGGCCAGUGGACAGCGUUCGGCCAGAGGAUCGACAAGUGUUCUCAGUGGUCCACCGAGCAUUAUGGGAGUUGGUCGUGGGCAUGGAAUCACAGUGCCGCGUGGCAGAGUCGUUGGCCAGCGUGGCAGCACCAGUCGUCUGGGGGCCCAAACAGCGCCACAGGCGGCGGCAGCGGCAGCGGCGGCGGGACAGGCGGCGGCGGCGGUAGCUCAGCGGGGGGCCACCGGUCAGGGGGCGCCGGCAGCAACCGGGGGGGUCCGUGGGGUGGUGCCAACGCGUCCCAGCGUUCGUGGCACCCAGCACGUCAAGCCGCUACAAAAUUUACCAGUAGUCGGUAAACGUAAGUUCGAUGGAGGUCACCAAAAUCCGGCAGAUGUUAAGCGACGUUACCCGAGCGGUUUAAUAGGAAAUGGCGGCAGUUGGGGCAGUUUACCGCUACCACAGCAACCUUUAGGCACCAAUGGUGAACAGUGGUACAUGGAUACGUUUUCGGGAUGGAGUUAAAACCUUACAGCCAACCCAAUUGAAAUCAAUAAAACAAAGCAUCAUUAACAAGAACAACAACAACAACAGCAGCAGCAGCAACAACAACAACAACACAUGGAAGUUACGAAAAAGGAUAUUCUCCAUUUGAUAUCCUGGAAAAGAAACCUUUCGCGUCAUAGUAAACAAACAAAGAAAAAUAGCAGCCAUUCUUAAAAGCAAUAAAUUUAAUUUCAACAAACUAUAUAAGGUAUAAGGAAUACAAUUAGCCACAAUUCAGCAAAAAGCAUUGUUUAGAGACUCGUUUCGAUCUUAGUUCUUUUGCUAUGAACGCCGUAGAUUGCGUCCCUCUAAAUAACUAUAAUAACAAAUCAAAGAAGUCAGAUGAAAUCAGCAAUAGCAGCAACACAAAUAUGUCGUCGAGUAGAGUAUAUUGUAUUGUAUGUAAUCACUUUAAUAGCCUUUGCAGCAAGAGAGCAUUUUAAACGAGAACUUUUCAUUUAGCAAAACAAGUUUAGCAGAUUUUCCCAAAAAAAAAACAAAAACGUAAAAAACAAUUUUAAAAUGCAUCAGCCUCACAACUUAGAUAAACCAAAGUCGAAUCGUUUUAAAAAAAAAAAAAAAAUUAAGAAAAGAAAUUUGUCUCAUAGCGUUUUUAACUCGAAAUUGAAACAAUAAUUGAGCAUAUAUAGCAAAACCUAUAUGAGAAUUACAAAAAAUAUAAAAUAUAUUUAUCUAUAACUAUAUAGAGAGAGCAGUCUAAGCCCAUACAGAUUGAUUUUAAAUCUUAAGCAGCAUGUAGCACCCCUUUUAUACAUUGAGAAAAAAACCCAACAAAGCGUAAACAACCAAAUUCAAAAUCAAUUCAAUUUACAAUAUUUACAUGGGCAUUGGAAGAUUGCAAGUGAAAAACAAGUUUUAGACAAGCGAGAUUUCUUCUUUUGUAUAUAGCCAAUGGAUAUAGCUGGCCAAGCUGCUGAAGCAAGACAUAUGGAAAACCCAGACAUAUAUACACGAGAUCAGGCUCAGAUGAAUUGACAAAAAUGUUUAAUAAGUCUAAGAGAACACCAAGAAACACAAUUCAAAUUGAAAAGCAAAGCUUAGUGAAGAAACAUUGACUGACAAAAAAAAAAAAAAACAAAACAAAUUAUUAAUUAGAUUGAAUGAGUUGAUAUGAGAACGAUAAGCAAAUACAAAAAAUUAAAACGCAGCCAGCAUUAUUAUAUAAUGCGACUGGCGACGGCAACUGGCAAGACUUUCUGCAUAAAUUUGAAAACAAACUAUUUUUUAACAACGUAAGUUUUAGGCAAACUUCAAAUCAAUUAUCUGUCAGAAGUAACAAAACAAAGAAAAGAAAAAAACAAAAAAUAUGUAGAGCUAAGUAAAAUUGCACACAUACAAAAAACUACACUUAAAACUCACUGAUAAUACUGAUAAGCAGAUAUAAAUCGCAAAUCAACAAGAAAUUUGACUAAUGUCUGCAAAUCGAAGCAACGAAUUAGGAAGAAAACUUACAGACGCGGAGACGACAACACAUCACAAACCUAAUAAUAAAAUUGAUUAUAAAUUUUAAUGAAUCAAUAAUGCAUACUUAAUAAUAUUAACACUUGUAUUGAGUACCAAAACGUGCUUAAUGUUGGUUGGUAAACAAACGAAAAAAAUAACUAAAAUUAUGAAAUCAAUUAGCCAACGCUCAAGUGCGAACUAGCAGCAAGCCUAGACCAUUCACAGCUAAGACAAAUUCUAUUUAAAGUCCUCCUAUCUAAUAUCAAGUUCAGACUUAACUCUUUUCUCCCACUUUCCUUUACUCAUCAUCUAUAACUGCUACGCACACAGAUAAUACGGAUAAUAUAUCAAGCUGACUUGCAAGAAAAACCUUAACUAACUCCAUGCCUAAAAACAAAAAACAAAACAAAAUUGAAAGAAAAAAAGCCACACACACGUGUCAAAAUACGUUUAUAUAGGGAAAAUUAAUGAAACAAAAACUUGCCCGUUUUUAAUUUUCGGUUUUUUGCGAAAUUUCAUCAAGAAAAUAUAUCGUUUGGUUGAACAGAAAUUCUGUCGUUUACGUUUCCGCUAUUGCUAGAUCUCAAGUAAAGCAAAAAGUUAAUUAAUAUAUAUAUAAAUGUAUAAAACAAAAAAAUAUAUAAAUUAGUUUUAAACUAACGAAAGAAUACUUCCAAUUUUGAACUCAAGUAUAAAGCAAAAUACAAACUGUUGGCAGUUGAUGAAGGACGCGUGUGUUUUAAAACGUAUCUAUGAACAUUGUUCAGCAUAAGCCUAAAAACAAUAACUUUUUUUAAAUUUAAAAAUACACAAACACAGACACACACACACACACCAAGCAGUUGCCUAAAGUAAAAAAAAAAACAAAAAACAAAAAGGGAAAAAACAAAAUACGAAAUAAUGAAAACAUGAAUUAAAACUUGCGCAAAAUUUGCAAACCAGCAAAGAACUUUAAAUACAUAAUAUUAGCCACAAACAAUAAGAGAAUAUAUACAACAAAUUCUAAAUGACCAUAGUUAAGCUUAAAUUUAGUAACACUCACAUACAUACACUCACACACACAUAUACACAUAUAAUUAUUAAAGUAAAGUAAACUGUCGUUGUAGGGGAUGAGAAGUGUGCGCCAUUUUCUAACUACAAUAACAAGAGAGAGAAAAAAUUACUAAAAAUA
Drosophila eugracilis is the source of this 6818-nucleotide messenger RNA. RefSeq names its product heterogeneous nuclear ribonucleoprotein R (gene Syp). The record is from RefSeq and is a predicted model, not a curated record. The transcript has 13 exons. Gene Ontology annotation, molecular function: mRNA binding. The coding region runs from base 1982 to 4162 and encodes 726 amino acids. Gene Ontology annotation, cellular component: ribonucleoprotein complex; nucleus. Lineage: Eukaryota; Metazoa; Arthropoda; Insecta; Diptera; Drosophilidae.